This is a messenger RNA of Pelodiscus sinensis (Chinese soft-shelled turtle), 4138 nucleotides long. The record is from RefSeq and is a predicted model, not a curated record. Lineage: Eukaryota; Metazoa; Chordata; Testudines; Trionychidae.
GCUAAACAGGCCCUCAUUCAGUGGAGCCCUCUGGUCCGUAUUACACAGGCCCUCAGAGUAGAUGUGCACAAGGCUCCGUUCUGCUGGCAUGCUGGGAACACAGUGAGUAACCUGAUUUUCCUUCUACCUCCAAUCUAUGGUGCGAUUCAGACGUAUAAAGAUGGCCUUGAAAAACGAUAUAUAGCUGCAUUUUUGUGUCUCACAGCUGUUGGAUUGGGAUCUUGGUGCUUCCACAUGACCCUGAAGUAUGAAAUGCAGCUAUUGGAUGAGCUGCCAAUGAUAUACAGUUGUUGUGUGUUUGUCUACUGCCUGUAUGAAUGUUUCAAGCACAAGAACACAGUCAAUUAUCCUCUGCUUUUUGUAUUAAUAACUUUGAGUUUCAUAGUCAGCAUAAUUUACCUAAAUUUGAAAGAGCCUGUAUUUCAUCAGAUUAUGUACGGAUCACUGGUUUCUAUUAUAGUACUACGGUCUGUAUAUAUUGUAUUGUGGGUAUACCCGUGGCUUAGGGGUCUGGGCUAUACAUCCCUAAGUGUGUUUUUAAUGGGAUUUUUUUUUUGGAACGUAGACAACAUUUUCUGUGAUAAAUUGAGGGAAUUACGAGAGAAGAUGCCUCCAGUUGUGGGAGCCGUGACUCAAUUUCAUGCUUGGUGGCACAUUUUUACGGGCCUUGGCUCUUACCUUCAUAUCCUACUAAGCUUAUACACAAGGACACUCUUCCUGAAGUACAGGCCAAAGGUGAAGUUUGUUUUUGGAAUAUGGCCUAUUCUCCUGGUGGAACCUCCCAAGAAGCACUGACUGAGCGAUCCAGCCAACUAAGUGUGACUACUGGCUGAAUAGAGCAAUUCCAUUGUUGUUGACACCAAUGUGUCAAAAUUAUGUAUCAGCUCAAGGGUUCAGUGGCAGUAAAUAGACUUCUCUGUAUUACUGGUAUUGUCAGGCACAGCACAGAUUGAAGAGUCAGCAUGUUAAGGGAAGAAUAAUGUUUAGAACAGUUUUAUUGUUAAGAUGUUAAAACAAAAUUAAGACACAAUAUGUUUGUGUAUAUAUUGUAUAGCUGAAGAUAUUGGGCUAAUAUUUUGUGCUGGUCACAGAAACCUUACCAUUUUUUGAAAUGGGUUGCAUAUGUUUUCAUUCAGUUGUUGGUCUGGUCUGUGGUUUAAACUAAUUAGUAACUGAAUUAUGAAAAUGGUAGGUCAAGUGAUGGCCAAUCUAAGUAUUUAGGGGGCCUAUUGUGAACUGAAUCCUUCCUCUGAACUAAGUUAAGCUUGCACUUUUAUAAAGUUUAGUGGGGUAUAUAAUUAUUUAGGGCUCUCUCUCUCAGCUUAUGUGUUAUUAUUUGCAUUAUGUAAAGAGUGGGAAGCAUAGAGAAAUUGUAUUAAAUUAGGCCAGGCUUCCGUUUCCUUUUCUGGAUGUGGGACACAUCCGGAAUGCUUUCCAGCAGUGCUUGGGGGCAGGGCACACCAGUGAAAUGGCUUCAGGACCUUUUUAAAAGGGGUUUAGAGUCACUUAGACAUUCUUGCUGUGACUCGGAGGAAACUUGAAUAUUGUCCCAAGUUGUCCUAACCUAUGUGUGAAUCCAAGAGGCCAUUUCUGGGUAUUCUGCAUAUCCCUAGCAAGUACUGAAUUCUUGUAUCUAACCCUUCUUUCAUUUUACAGAUCAUUCAUGCUCACAGAUUCACAGCUACUUAGUACAUGGUAGUCUAGCUAUAAAUUCUCCCUGUCCCCCAUAUUUUACAGCCUUACUAAUAUUUGCCUGAUUUUCAGAGGUGCUAAGUACCCUUCAUUCCCCUCUGACUUCACUUGGACUGAAGAGUGCUCAGUACUUAAAAUCAGGCCUUUUUUUGGUCUGGUCUCCUCCGCAUAAUUGAUAACUAGGAGGGGCAGCUUCUGUGAACCCUCAGGCAAGUCCCCCCUCCUCUGAGUCCUUAGAGCCAUGCAGAACAGUGAUCUAGUGGUGAUUUAAAGGGCCCGGAGCUCUGGCCACUGCGGCUAGGUGCCCCGGGUCCCUUUGAACUGCUGGGCCCCUGUUCCCUCCCCAUGCCCCCGCCCUCCGUUGGCAGGCCUGACAAUAUUCUGAGGCUAUGUCAACACUGUACUGCUGUAAGGUGUCCCAUGUAGCUGCUCUAUGUUGAUGGCUGAGAGCUCUCCAGUCAACAUAAUUAAACCACCCCCAAUCAGUGGUGGUAGUGGUGUCAGGUCAGUAUCUCCCAUCGACAUAGAGCUGUCCACACCAGCGCUGCUGCUGCUGUAACUUUUUUCAUACCCUCGGGAAACCAUAUGUUAUGCCAACGAAAGCACUAGUGUAGACAUAGCCAAAGUCAUUCACCUCUUUUUUUUUUUUCUUUGAUUCACAUAAUACUUGGAAAGUUUGAGACAACUCCUCAGAAUACCCUUCCUUUGCUUUGGCUCAACCUAUGGAUCCUUGUCAGGGUAAGGGAUCUCCCAUCCCAGGUGUCUGUGUUUUGUUCACCUUGUUUAUUAAUUUAUUAUGUUUUAAUAAACAUAAAGGAAAUACUUAAACAACGAAUAGUCUAGAAGCACCUUAAAGACUAACAAAACUUGUAGAUGGUAUUAUGAGCUUUCGUGGGCACAACCCACUUCCACAACAGCUCAUCAUACUAUGUGUUUUGUUAGUCUUUAAGGUGUUGCUAGACUAUUUGUUGUUCAGUUACAGACUGACACAGCUACCCCUCUGAAGAUAAAGGAAAUAGUUCAAUAUCCUAUUAACUGUGCCCCAGAUUUAAUACCUGGAUUUUAGCCCUUUAAACUUGAGAGGAAGGGGCUCUCCCAGUUCAUGUUAGAAGGCUCUCUACAUACACAAUAGAGAAUGUGGCUUCUCUGAUCUCAUUUGAAGAACUUUAUUUUUUCUUAUAUUCUCUCUUGCCCUGUGUGAUCAUGCAAAAAGGAAAUCGCUGGGAAUGUUUUGGAAAUUCCUUAUACACGUAGUAAGUGCCUGCAUAUUUCCAAGAGCAGCAGGAUAUGGUAAUGCAUCUGUAACACUGCUUCAAAGAUCUGCAAAGUCUUGGACAUGUAACUUUUUUGUUUUACCUCUUCAAAGGUUAGAUUAGACCCGUGAUGUUCAAUCAAUGCAAACCAAAAUAGUUUCUUUUUAAUGUGUUUGUCUGUCUGUCUGUAAUUUACCUACACACUUUGAGCCUUCUCCUGGACCACUAUCAGUAUAUGCAUGGUGGUUUGACUAGCAAUUGACAGCUAGCUUGCAGUCUGUGUAAACUAGAUCUGCACCUUAAACAGACCUAAAGCCAUGGGUCAGGAAAACAUCUUUAUUCAGGAAGUCAAUGGGUAUUAAGCAUGGACUUUCCUUAGUUGUGCACCUUGAUUAUGUUGGGGAAAAAAAUCAUUUCCGAGAAGAGCUUUGCAGUUGAUUUAAAAAAUACAACUGAAGAGGGUACUUCUCUCCUCCAACUCCCCACAGUAAGCCUGUGCCCUGCCCUUGAGUAGGAAUGCUUUUGGUUCCAUUUGGUCACCUGUGUCACAAAUGGGAUUUAAGCACAUGGUUUGCUUAAUUAGGCCCAGUUCUGCUUUGUAUCUGUGGCGUGGAGAACAGAUCAACAGUCACUGAUGGCCUCCUGGUUACUUAAUAUUUUUUUAAACUUUUUUUUUUCAGUGGCCUUAUUUUUCUUGUUGCAGUUGUGAGGGUUCUGUAUUUUGAGGAAUUAACCUGUGUAUGGGCAGUAACUAUCAUGUGCUCAAAGCCAGUUUCCUGAUGAAGAGAUGUCUGUGUGCUUGCAUAAGAUGCGAGAAGCAAGAGAGCACAUUCCUUUUCAGAUCAUGUAAAUUUACUUUGUUGGAGUGUCAAAUAAGUUUUAACAUGUCUUGUCUGUCUGUGCUUCUUGCUCAAAAAGGCAAAACCAGUUUGGGAGGGGGGGGUUAUUGUUAGCUUAACAUUUUGCAAGGUGGCUUAUUCUUUCACUUUAAGGAGCCAAACAUGCACUUUUCCUCAGGAGCAUCUCCAAGACAUUGCCACUACAUUCAGAAUGUAAUUGAGACACACAAACCUCUAAAUACAAACAGUAACCGAAAGCUAUGGGUGUGUUGGGAAGCACUACCUUACAAAUUGUAAGUCAUAUUGAAAAUGUCAGGACAGAAUAAAUUUUAUUUUCUUGUUACAAACAUGAAA